Cherax quadricarinatus is the source of this 843-nucleotide messenger RNA. Lineage: Eukaryota; Metazoa; Arthropoda; Malacostraca; Decapoda; Parastacidae. The record is from RefSeq and is a predicted model, not a curated record.
AUGCCGUACCUCGUCUUACGCAUCAGAUCAUCGACACUCAGUGAACUGAUCAGAUCAUCGACACUCAGCUCAGGAACUCAGACCUUAGCAGGUUGCUGUGAGGUUCUCACUGCAUAUCAGUGGCUGGAUGCCGUACUGCCAACAAUAGUAAACAAAAGUCACAUGAUGCUCAAGAGAUAUUACUUAUUUACUUUACAUUUAUCUGUGGCUAAUUCUUGUAUUCCAUGUGUUGCAGGGCAGAUGUUCCUCAUCGAUCGCUUCCUGGGCAACACCUUUCUCACCUUCGGGUUAGACGUCAUUAAGUUCAUGGAAGACGACCAGGAGGUUCGGAUCGACCCCAUGAUCUUCGUGUUCCCACGCAUGACAAAGUGUUCGUUCAGCAAGUUCGGUACCUCUGGAGAGCUCGAGAGAUACGACUCCCUUUGCAUCCUUCCUAUCAACAUCGUCAAUGAGAAAAUCUACAUCUUUCUGUGGUUCUGGUUUCUCCUGCUGGUGUUUCUGACGUUCUUCGUGUUGCUCUACCGCCUCAUGAUCAUCCUCAGCCCGCGGAUGAGAGCCUACCUACUGUGUCUGCGCUUCCGUCUCAUCAACAAAGAAGUUAUAAACACCAUCGUGAGGAAGAGCAAGAUGGGCGACUGGUUUCUUUUCUACAUGUUGGGACAGAAUGUCGACACGCUUAUAUUUAAAGAGGUCAUGCACGAACUAGCUAAGAGACUCGGUCAUGCAUCUAAAGACUUUGGAGAGGCAUGAGCACCGUGUAAAUAGCCACAGGGUGUUUACCAAGAACGUCUGUGAUCCUAACACACCUAUUUUAAGAUAGUGUUCCGGUCAGUGGAGAGACCA